AUGGAGCAAUCGAUCCUGCGCAUGGAGACAGAGCUCCAGAAACAGUAUGGAAAUGAAGACUGGAGCACAACUUUUCGCGCUGGACCGGACUCUAUUGGAAUUCUCGCCGAAUGUAUUUUGAUUACCUCAAGACCAAUGGUCAUAGGUAUUGAGCUAAAGGGCCCUGGGCUUAAGUAUACAACACUCUCUGCGAAUGUGAGCCACUGUGCAGCCGUUGGCACACAUACAUUCAGAAAGACUGCGAGGAAUAUGAAAAUCUUGGCUCAUUUAACAAAUGAACUCUCGCAACCGAAUGGGACUGUACGCUAUCCUCUUCAAUCUACCUGUUGCCAGCUCAUUGACACUCAGGGGUCCGAGCAGAUUGAGAAAAUGUUGAAGUUCUGUGAGAAAUUUGUCCCCUAUAUAGGCCAGAAGCGGAGGCAGGAGCAGCAUGUAAUCGACGAGAUUAAAAAAAACGAAGUUGACAAGAAAUUGAAGGAAGGUCAGAGAGAAAAGGAAGAGGCUAGGACAAAUGAGCGAGCGAAACGCAUGCAAGAGACUCGCGAGAUGAAGGAUACGUACGAAAAGUAUGCCGGAAUUGUAGUUGCGUCUGCAUCGGCAGUUACCACAGGAGUCGGACUUGCAGUUGCUGGUGCGGCUGCCUACAUACACUACAGAAUCCUCAGGGCAGACCUCGCGAGUAUGGAGGAAGCUCAAGAACGAAGAAAUCAGGAGAUCCGUGAGCUUGAGGAGUCAAAAGCAAUCCUUGAGCAGACACUGGCACACCUAAGUGCAGAAUCAAAGUCAAUUGACGAAGUCAAACACAUUGUGCAAUUGUCUUUCAGGAAGGUGACUGAGCUACAACAGCUAGUCAGGAAGUUCAUGCAAUUCCUUCUCGAUAUCAAUUCCAUUAUCAAAUACACAGUGGAGCACAGUACACUCGUAUACGAUUUUGUCAAGGAUAAAGAGGACUUGAUCGAUCCCGGGAUCAAGAUGGUAUUGCUCAUUCAGUCCCAGGGCCCUUAUUAUGUUUUAAACUGA
This is a messenger RNA of Aspergillus terreus NIH2624, 1020 nucleotides long. RefSeq lists its product as uncharacterized. Lineage: Eukaryota; Fungi; Ascomycota; Eurotiomycetes; Eurotiales; Aspergillaceae. The record is from RefSeq and is a predicted model, not a curated record. The transcript is spliced from 5 exons. Bases 1 to 1020 code for a protein of 339 amino acids.